GGACCGCCCAGUGCAGGUCCCUCUACUUCAGUCUGUGUUUCCACACAUCCUACCUAUGCCGCGGUCACCGCGUGGAGCAGCAUGUAUUGCUCGUCAGAGCCCUGGCCGCGCUGAACGACCAGGGCUUCUGCACGAGUGAGCCUCCUCCUCCUCCUCUCCAAAAAAUUGGCAUUUGCGCUCAAAGGCCAUGGCACGGCGGCGCUGGCACCCCGAGCCUUCAUGGAGCCGGCGCGGCGGAAGCUUGCGCCGCAGUCGCGACAGGCAGAGGAGGCCAGUGGCGAGGCAUGCGGAGAGGACGUUCGUGACCGCAGCACAGAUACCCUGGACGCUACGAGCAAGGCCCGCCGCGCACCGCUCGCGGCCGUCGCUGCCGCGCGCAGCCUGGUGAAGCGGCGCGGCAAUGAUCUGAUGUGGAUUUCCGUGGUGCUGGGCAGCGAGAUGCUCGGCUACGUGUACGUCACCAGCGAGUUGUUGCAACCAGAUGGCGUUCAGGUCCGAUGGGCGAGCCUGCUGUGCCAGGCCCUGCUCGCGCUCAUGAUGGCCAGUUGGGCCGGCGUUAAAUACCACGGCCCAGGCAUGGUGCCGCCCAGCGGCGCGUCCAAAGUACCAGACGCCGUUGCGCGGGCGCUCAAGGCUGGCAAGUUUUGCGAGAGCCACCCCUUCGAUGCCCGAGACAGCUGGUGCCCGAAGUGCGAUCAUUGGAAGCCUGUCUGGGCUCACCACUGCAGCGUUUGCAACAGAUGCAGCAUGUGGAUGGACCACCACUGCCACUUCACCGGGGAGUGCAUCGGUUUCCGGAAUUUCAGGUGUUUCUUGGUGUGGUUGUUCUACACAUUGAUGCUCCUCCUCGCAUUGGUGACGGUGGCAAUACGCGCGCUUAUUGUCUGUCCACCAGCUGGGAAUUGGGCAUGGGCCCGUUUUGCUGCGUUUGUGGCAUUCAUGCUCAUGUUCCUCCAGCACGCGGUGAGUUACUUCAUGUAUUCGGUCAGAAAAGUGAUCCAGCUGCUUGCGGCAAGUGCUACCAUCGCUCCAGCCCAAUAUUCGUGGCGGAUUACCGGUUGGCACUCAAUGGUGACAUGGGAGAAGUUCAGGGCUGUUGUUAUUGAGUACACGGAUCAGGCAAUGUCGAGGAUUAAGUCCCAGCAGCGCAUCAUCUCGCAUGCACAGUUGACAGACCCCCAGGCGUUUUUGGAGGCGAGGGCCGCGAACGGGGCAUUGCAUGUCUACAUCCAGGAGUUACAGCGGUGCCGCGACCGCUUACUAAACGCGGAUGGCACAUUACGUGGACUUUUCUCGGCGGGCGACCCCGUCAGCAGCUUGUCCGCGAUCUUUGGUGAGCCUCUCUCUUGGCGUUGGAUUUUGCCGCUGCGGCCACGCAUGUCGGGCGACCCCUUCACGCCAGGCUCCUACGAUGAGGACGCGUGCGCCGCCUGGGAGGCUCUGGCGGACUGCCUCGAGGAUGGGGAAGUUCGACGCAGCCAUGAUUGAGCGAGUCAAGGUCAAGGAGCGGAUGGCCGAAGCCGCCGCCCAGAGGGCUGCGGAGGCUGAGGCUGCGUGGAACGACCGCGUGGCCGCUAUGUUGGCGAACGCCGAGCGGACGACGCAAGGCAGAGGUGGCAUUUGAUGGUCUUGCCAGCCAUGAAAGAGUUCGCCACCCUCUGUGGACAUUAAAG
Molecule: messenger RNA, 1673 nt
Organism: Prorocentrum cordatum
Lineage: Eukaryota; Dinophyceae; Prorocentrales; Prorocentraceae
Source: the annotation of a GenBank genome assembly